AUGUCUUUGGCUAAUGGCUGCGUGCCACUCAUCGCCGGCGGUGCUGCUUGCGCAGCCUCCUCCCUGCGCCUGGGGCCUCGAGAUCUCACGGUGGCUGUGGAGCUCUCUGAUCUGGAGAAAGGCCCACAAGAGCCCGGUGUCGCUGAUGAUGGGUCACCCAUUGUCGAGGCAGAUUUGGCCCUGCAAGACAUUUCCUCCGAUGAUGAGCGGAAGAAAGGCACACUGUGGUUUGGGGCCAACUUUUGCCGAAGGAGAUACAUCCUAGAACCUUG
Durusdinium trenchii is the source of this 272-nucleotide messenger RNA. NCBI's taxonomy places the organism in Eukaryota, Dinophyceae, Suessiales, Symbiodiniaceae. The record is from the annotation of a GenBank genome assembly.